CAGACCUAGAGCGAUUUGUAAACCCAGAGCCUCUCCUCGCCCAUCGCCAUUGUGGAAGUAGAAGUAGAAGUCGAAGAAGAAUCUUUUGACGUCGAGCCCAUGAAGCACAAGCGAUUUAGUAGCAGGCAAACACAGGUAGCUCAGGGGAAUUCCAGCUCUAAACCAGCGCCAGCAAACAAGCUCUCAUCUUGAACCCGCGCAGAAAAGCUGUCCACGGAAUUGCGGAGGCCUACGCUCUUCUCCGCAGUAGAACGACUCCACUGAGACCCUUCACAGCCGCAAUAGAGCCUCGCACGAUGACAUAACAGUCUUGCCCCUCAAUUUUGUUCCGAGAGACGUUUUUUUCCUGUAGAAUUCCCAUCCGUACAGCCUUGCAAGUGUUUGGGAUUGCUCGAAUUUGAAUCAUCGUGGUUUCCUUUUCUCAUGAUGGUGAGUUAGUUCAACGAGCAUUAACUGCGCAACCUGACCCAACUAAGCGAAAAUUACGAUAAUCUGAAGGGUCUUGGGAUAUAGAAUUUCACGAGGAUUAGACUUGCAUGCUCUUUGCAGUGGAUUUUCCGCACCCAAUGGGGGCUUUAUGUAUUCACUCGAAAAGGAAAAGUCAGGCACGCCGAUUCUCUUCUACCACCUACAUCUGGAUUCCCACAUGAGAGCGCUGCAUGAAUAUUGUUCUGCAUCCCUUAUGGGCCUAGAGGAUAUGAUUCGCAUCUCUCCGGCAGGGCCCCGCCAGAGGAUCGGCUCUCUGGUCUGUGGAAUUCCAGAGAUGUCAACGAGAAACGUAGAGCCGUUCGUUCUCGCUCCCGCUCUGUUUGAUUGACAGUCGCUCUUCCCCACCGCGAGCUCAAACCUGGCAGGAUGAUACUGGAGAGUAUCGAGGCAGCUGCGAAGUCAUGGCGACUCUCUCUGUGGGCUUUCCCUUCCGACAAUUCACCUGGCGCGGAAUCAACACCUUCAGCUUCCCUGACUUCCAGUCAAAACUUUACGAAUCCAGGAUAUCCCACAACAUCCAUGUUCUAACGCAGCGCAUAUUUCCACUGCCGAGGAGUUUACCUCGCAGUUCUUUCCUCAAUUUCGAUUUGAAUAUCGCACGUCACAUUCGAUACUUUUGAUACUCGCCGGAAAUAAUUUACAUGAAUGACCAAUCGAGCAUCCACCUACAACACCAUGUGCUCAAAUUAGGAUUGACCCUGAUUGUGCUACAGUCAAUGUUCGUCAAUGUUAGUCUUUAGUUUAAAACAGUGAAAACAUGAAUUGCAUGAGUAUAUUUGUAAAAUUAAAAGUAAUGGAGCUAUUUACUUGUACUAAUAAGCCAUUCCAUGAGACUAAUUCAGCCCAUGCUGGAGCCUGUCUUGAGGCGUGAAGCUCUGCCGUCGAGUCUGUCAGAGGGAGGUGACUUGACCUGUGGAGUCUGGGUUGUCUCUUUACUCUGGCUGUGCAAUCUGGUGCAACUCCAGGAGUACUCUCUGUUGGACUGUCAUGGAGUAACUUGUGCCGGUAGUACGCGGCGCGUUUGCAGAGGAGUUCGUUUGCCGCUGCAGAUCGAACUGCUGGAUAUGGUACAUACGUGGAGAUGGGUACAAAAUGAGUUAUUUCUCCAAGCGUUUCCUCUGUGUUUUUUGGUACAAGUUAGUACUCUUUCACGGUUCUUACGGUUGUGAGCGCAAGUGCAAUGGAGUGGGGUCGCAGGUGAAUUCCACAGCAGCGUUGAGGUCAUUCAAAGAAUCAUUCAGAUGAUGACCUUUCCCUUUGACUCUUGCCUGUCCAUUUGGGUGGUACUCAUUGUAAGUUGUUGAAGUGGAUGUCCACCGAGGUCGGGAAGCCACAUUUCUAUUCGCUGGACGAGGCCCCCUCCCUUCCUCUGACCCGUGAUGCUCAUUGACGUCUGUCAGGCAGUAAUCUGAGGCUUUAGUUUUCAAGAGCUGGUUCGGUAGUGAGAUAGCAGCACCGCAAGAUGUUUCUUUGUGACGGCAUUGCCUUCUUGAGAGAUUCGUUCUCAGUUUAUUUUACAUUCUGUUCGUAGAUGCUAUAGCUGAUUGCUGACCCUCGAGAGCUAUGUAGCGGUUCGCUACGCAACACAGCUGGGGGUAAUCAAGAAUCCAGUGCUGGAACUGGUUGUCAAGUGCAGCUGAAUGAUUGCGAGUGCAGAUUGCGUAGACGUAUCGAGGCGGCUUUUGUGUUGGGAAAGAGGGGCGGAAGCUGUGUGUGUGUGUGUGAAAAAGAGAGAGAGAGAGAGAGAGAGAGAGAGAGGAGACUUUGAGGCAUUGCAAGAAUGGCAGGAAUUAGACCAAAAUGGCUGAGGCUGCAGCUUGUAGCGCCAUGGGCGGUCUUCAUUUUUAUUCUCAGCUCGUGUAGUUCAAGGACUUCGGCAAUAUCCCUGCCUGACCAAGUACGUGCUCUUAUGAACCUGAAAGCGGCAUUCAUGAAUGGUGAGCACGAGCUGCAUGACUGGGAUAACGGAAGCCAAUCUCCCUGUGGAUGGCUGGGUGUAACAUGCAACAACCUCACUUUUGAAGUGACAGCGCUGAAUUUGUCAGAUCUUGCUCUUUCAGGCGAAAUAUCUCCGUCGAUUGGACUUUUGUGGAACCUUCAAGUCUUGGACCUCAGUCAGAACAGUAUUUUCGGACAGCUUCCAAUUGAGAUAUGCAACUGCACAAGCCUGACAUGGAUAGAUUUGUCAGGGAACAACCUCAAUGGCGAGAUUCCAUAUCUCCUGUCACAGUUGCAGCUGCUUGAAGUCUUGAAUUUGAGGAACAACAAGUUCUCGGGGCCUAUACCCUCCUCGUUUGCAAGUCUUUCAAAUCUGCGACACUUAGACAUGCAGAUCAACAACUUGUCGGGUCCCAUACCUCCCUUACUCUAUUGGAGUGAAACGUUGCAGUACCUAAUGUUGAAGUCCAACCAGCUGACUGGAGGUCUAUCUGAUGACAUGUGCAAAUCAACCCAGCUUGCCUAUUUCAAUGUCCGAGAAAACAAGCUCUCAGGGCCGCUGCCCGCUUGUAUUGGAAACUGCACAUCAUUCCAGAUCUUGGACUUGAGCCAUAACAACUUCUCCGGAGAGAUUCCGUACAACAUUGGCUACUUACAAGUCAGCACCUUGUCAUUAGAAGGGAACAGGCUCUCUGGUGGAAUUCCUAAUGUUUUAGGGCUCAUGCAGGCCCUUGUAAUCCUCGACCUAAGUAACAACCAACUUGAAGGGGAGAUUCCUCCAAUACUUGGGAACCUAACUUGUCUUACAAAACUAUAUCUCUACAAUAACAACAUCACUGGUCAUAUACCGAUAGAAUUUGGAAAUCUAUCACGGCUGAACUACCUGGAGCUGAGCGGCAAUAGCUUGACAGGACAGAUACCGUCCGAGUUAAGCUACCUCACGGGUCUAUUUGAACUGGAUUUGUCUGAGAAUCAGAUCUCUGGAUCAAUUCCAGUAAAUAUCAGCUCUCUGACUGCACUGAACAUCCUGAACGUGCACGGCAACCAGUUAAAUGGAAGUAUACCCCCGGGGCUUCAGCAGCUAACUAAUCUCACCCGAUUGAAUCUGUCAUCCAACCACUUCACCGGAAGCGUGCCAGAGGAGAUUGGAAUGAUUGUGAACCUUGACAUACUAGAUUUGUCACACAACAAUCUAACUGGACAAGUGCCUUCUUCAAUCUCGACUCUUGAGCAUUUGGUCUCCAUAGAUCUACAUGAAAACAACUUGAAUGGGUCUAUUCCAAUGGCGUUCGGCAACUUGAAGAGCCUCAACUUUCUUGACUUGUCGCAUAACCACAUUCAAGGGCCCAUUCCCCUCGAACUUGGACAACUCUUAGAGCUGUUACACCUGGACUUGAGCUACAAUAAUCUCUCAGGCUCCAUACCAGUACCACUAAAAGAAUGUUUCGGUUUGAAACACUUGAAUUUGUCCUACAAUCAUCUCUCGGGAAACAUUCCUCCAGAUGAGCUCUUCUCAAGGUUUCCGGCGAGUAGCUACGCAGGAAACCCCCUGCUUUGCACCAACAUCAGUGCCUCUUGUGGGCUUGUUCCUUUGAAGAGCACGAACAUUGCGUCGCAGCCUCCAGGGACGCUUGGGGUUUCAGCCACAUGGAGCAUUACAAUCUCUGCGCUUUGCUUGCUCGUUCUCCUCACUGUUGUGGCUAUUCGAUAUGCACAACCACGAGUAUUCCUUGAAAGCUCAAGCAAAAUGUCUCAAGGUCCACCGAGAUUCGUGAUCCUAAACCUGGGCAUGGCUCCCCAAUCUCACGAUGAGAUGAUGCGGCUUACAGAGAAUCUCAGUGAUAAGUACGUGAUUGGCCGCGGAGGUUCGAGCACGGUUUACAGGUGUUCCCUAAAGAAUGGGCAUCCCAUUGCGAUCAAGAGGUUGCACAACACGUUUGCGCAAAAUGUGCAUGAAUUUGAGACGGAGUUGAAGACGUUAGGUACCAUCAAGCACCGAAAUCUCGUAACUCUGCGCGGCUACUCCAUGUCCUCCAUCGGCAACUUCCUCUUUUACGAUUACAUGGAAAAUGGAAGCCUGUAUGAUCAUCUUCACGGCCAUGUGUCGAAGAUCAAGCUCGAUUGGAAUACAAGGCUUAAAAUUGCCACGGGAGCUGCACAGGGGCUCGCAUACCUCCACAGAGAUUGUAGACCGCAAGUCGUGCACCGUGACAUCAAAGCUUGCAACAUUCUCCUGGAUGAAAACAUGGUGGCACACGUCGCCGACUUUGGCAUCGCAAAAAAUAUUCAGGCAGCUCGAACUCAUACUUCCACACACGUUCUAGGCACCAUUGGGUACAUAGACCCCGAGUACGCACAAACGUCGCGCUUGAAUGAGAAGUCGGACGUGUACAGCUUCGGCAUCGUUUUGCUAGAGCUUCUUACGAGCAGAAUGGCGGUCGACGACGAAGUGAAUCUGCUCGAUUGGGUCAUGUCGAAACUGUUAGGGAAAACAAUGCAAGAUGUGGUUGACCCACACGCUCGAGCUACGUGCCAAAAUCUGAACGCGCUGGAGAAGACCCUAAAACUUGCCCUUCUAUGCUCAAAGCUAAAUCCUUCUCAUCGUCCAUCGAUGUAUGAUGUUUCUCAAGUUCUGCUCUCUCUCCUUCCUGUACAAAUCGAAGAAGAGAGCCCUACUUUGAAGUCACCUUUCCCUGCGAAUCAGCGUCGGUAUAUUGACAUGUACGAUACCAAGCAUAAGGAAGCAAUUUCUCUCAGUAAGAGCUCAUCUGGCGACACUCUCCUUCACCAAUUCAAGGAGGCAAUAUCUCGGAAACUGUGAGAAAUUUCAAGGCAUUGAAAUUUAUCUGAGAUGUCCAUGUUCACUCGUUGCACCCAGGGAAUGGCAUGCUUCAGGCUGGACGAUGACGAGGCCGACCUUCGGCGUAGCUGCGAUCAGAAAACCAACUCGAAGACGGUUCAACAGAGUCGUUCAAGCACAAUGAAACGACAUUUAAAACAGGAAUCGCUUAUCACGAGGAUAAUCUUGCCAGGAGUGUUCGGAAGUGGCGUCACGACCCAGAUGGCGGCAGAGAGCUUCAACCUUGAGUCCCAGAUUUCGAAGCAUUCAAUUAAGACUGUGGAAGGACUACUGGAGCAGUGGUGGGUCAUUUGAAAGUGGUUUUUGUAGAGAUUUUUGACACAGACGGGCAGGUGCAAGGAGGAGAGACAGACCUGUACAGAUAGAUCAGUCAAGAUGAAUUUUAGGUUUCCUCUUGCACUGGACUCAAGACAAAAAAACACAUGGAACUUGAGCGCGUGUCUCAAUUAUGCUUCUCUAAAAGCGAGGAGCAACUGUUGUAAUUAUAUACCACCCUGUUCUCCA
Physcomitrium patens is the source of this 5791-nucleotide messenger RNA. RefSeq lists its product as uncharacterized. NCBI's taxonomy places the organism in Eukaryota, Viridiplantae, Streptophyta, Bryopsida, Funariales, Funariaceae. Gene Ontology annotation, molecular function: ATP binding; protein kinase activity; receptor serine/threonine kinase binding. Gene Ontology annotation, biological process: protein phosphorylation. The record is from RefSeq and is a predicted model, not a curated record.